AUGAUCAAAAAAUAUACAUUAACAUUUAAUUCAUCUGAGCUUGAAUAAUCAUUUAAGCUAUGGGUUAUUGAUCAAAAUAAAAAAAUGUACGAAAUUACUUUGUCCAUAUUCUCAAUAUAUUUGAUACUCAACCUUAUAAAUUACACUUAGAACAUAAUAUACUUUAUUGCUACAUCAGUGACUCUCUGCAUUGAAUUAACCAUGCUUUUCUUUUUUCGAAGAUAUCCUAUGCAAAGAGAGUCCAUAAAGAGCUUAAAUAUGAUUGUCAUAAGUAUAUUAUUAGAUAUUUACAUAUGGCUAAUGCACGGAUAAAAUAUAUAUUUAGAAGUUGGAGCUGCUAGAUUAUGUAUAAUUUUUAUAUUAUCCACAAGGUCUCUAUUUAUAAGGUAACAUAUUUACUACAUAAUCAGUAAUAUUUGUGAUUAGUCAGGCUGCUGAAAUGUCAAUUCUUCAAUAAUAAGCGAUUCCAAUUAUUACAUAUAGCAUAUUUUGUAUUUACUUUAUCUUCCUUCGUUAUCAAAUAGAAAUGAAACGGCGCUAACAUUACUUAGCUUAUAGAUCAUAAAUCCUAUAUGAGAAUUUGAUAGAAGAAUAAUUGCCAGCAUGGGUAUUGUUGGUUAAAUAUGAUAAUAAAUAGGCUCAGUUAAAAAUGGACAAAAUAAAUAGGGUUAUGAAAGACACUUUUAACUUGAAUUCAGAUUAGAAGUUUAGAGAAUUUCUAAGAGAUUCUAAUAUUUAACCAUUAGAAGGUAUUAAUCAUAAAGCGUUUAAUUUCGAAGAUGAACUCAUUAAAGAUUUACUCUAAAAAUAACAAAACGACAAAAUUACUAAAUUUGUUGGAAGAUUUGUAGGUAAUGAUAAAAAGUGGCAAUUUUAAAUCACUAAAAUCUAUUUUAACACUCUAGAACCAACAAUAUUGUUAUUAUUUAUAGAAGAAGAUGAUGAUUUGUAUGAUUUUUUUACUCAUUAAUUAAAAUGGAGAGAUUAAUAAUUAGUUAAUCAUAGUAAAAUGUGUUUAAAGUAUAUCAAAGAUUAAAUUAAUCUAUUAAAAUUCCUCAAAUAAUAAGUAAAUGCAUAAUAGCUUUAUCAUAUCAAUAAUUAAAUUAGUAAUAGUUACAUAAUUUUCAAUUCAAGUUUGAACAUUUUUAAUAUCACUAAAAUUAUUUACAACAAAUUAAAAUAUAACAUCAACUAAUUCAACUUAUUAGAUGUAAUUAAUUAAUUAAAGGAUGAUUUAAAAUUCUCAAACAAAUAAUUAUUAUUUGAUUUAGAAUUGAAGACAGAUAGAUCUAAAAUGAUUUCAGUUAUUCUUAGUAUUUCAGAAUUUAUUAGAUUAAUGCUUGCAAUUAAUACAAAUGAUGAAAAAUAACUUUAUGAAAUUCAUCCAUAAGGUUUUCCAAUUUAAAUUAAAUUUAAAAGAGUUUACACUAAUCCGGGAUGUCUAUUAAUAAUAAUGAAACAUUAAUUAUUAAACAUUCCACUUUCAAUUCAAGAAUCUUUUUAAAAAGGGGCUUCUUUUACUGAUCAUAAAAAAAGAAACUGGGGUGUAAAUCAUUAUUACGAAAACAUUUAAAAUUUAAGUGAUGAAUUUCAUAAAAUUAAUAUUAGUACUCAUAAUUUAACAACAAACCAAAAACCUUAUCUUGAACUUGAUUUAAAUACAUAGUAAUAGCAAUAGAAAAUAGGUGUCAAUUUGGAUGGAAGUACUGAACCUUUCAGUACAUUAGGGCUUCCUUUAGCUUAAUAUUUAAUCUCUCAGAUUGGUCCUAAUAAUCAAAUCUAAUUUAAAGAUAAAUCAUUGAAACAUAUUCCUGAUCCAAUCUCUUUCAGAAAUGCUACUUCAAAAACGAAAAUCUAGUUUAAAAUAUAUGAGGAUUUAAAUUAAUUUAUAUUCCAAUUAAAUUAAUAAGAUCCAAAUCCUUAUUUAGACUUUUUCAUUUCUAGUAGCAGUUAGAAAAUUGGGUAUAAAACUUACUGUAGUGUGUCUCCACAAUAUCAUAGAAGGAGUGGAAUGACACCUUAACUAAUGGGUGGUAAACUUAAUUGA
Messenger RNA from Paramecium pentaurelia, 2047 nucleotides. Lineage: Eukaryota; Ciliophora; Oligohymenophorea; Peniculida; Parameciidae. The record is from the annotation of a GenBank genome assembly.